GAAAACAAAGAAGAAGAAGAGUGACGGAUCGCAGGUCUGCUUCUGUUCUCCAGCAGGAUCUUCAUUGGUUUCUCUGGGCUGUCCUGGUCUGUUCUGGUCCUGGAUCAGAUGCCUGGGUUUCAGUGUCCAGGUUCGGAGGACUGUUAGCCUGUGUGCUAAGCAGUUACCUUCACUGCGACAGCUGCUUUCCGGCAAACAGAUUAUGACGUCAGCGCGGAGGCGGAAGAGAUAGAGCAAACUGCGCAACGUUAAUCAGAUCCGCUGAGUCGAUAAUUUAUCAAUAACCAAUAACAGAAACCUCGCUGUGACGUCAGAGGGAGAUGAGACGCACAGGCGCAGAACUACGGAUCAAUUUCAGCCCAGGCCGCGUGCAGCUGGUUCAGGAGGAGGACUUGGUCCCAGCUCAGAGGGUUCUGGUAACCGGGGCAACUGGUCUUCUGGGUCGAGCUGUCUGCAAGGAGUUUCAGAACAGUGGCUGGUUUGUUAUUGGAACUGGAUUCAGGAGAGCCAGGCCCCGCCUCCUCCGCUGUGACCUCACAGAUGAGGAUGCCAUCAAAGGACUGCUGCAAGAGUACACGCCCGAUGUGAUCGUACACUGUGCGGCGGAGCGACGACCUGAUGUCGUGGAGAGACACACUGAAGCAGCUGUGAACCUCAACGUAAACGCUACGAGCAUGCUCUCUAAGGAGGCUGCUGCCUCUGGAGCGUUCUUCAUCUACAUCAGUAGCGACUAUGUAUUUGAUGGUAGGAAUCCUCCGUAUGGCGAAGACGACAGUCCGAAUCCUCUGAACGUUUACGGACGCAGCAAACUGGAGGGAGAGAGAGAGACACUUAGACACUGUCCAGGUGCGGUGGUGUUGCGGGUACCUGUCCUGUUCGGGGAGGUGGAGGCAGUGAUGGAGAGCGCAGUGACAUCACUGUGGAUGAAGGUAGAGACGACAGAAAGUUGCACCCUGGAUCAUUGCCAGCAACGAUUUCCCACAGACACACGAGACGUCGCUACUGUCUGCAGGAAACUGUCUGAGAGAGCAAGACAGGACCCGUCUGUCAGAGGAGUGUUUCAUUUUUCGGCGAAGGAGCAGAUGACUAAAUAUGAGAUGGCCGUCUCCAUGGCUCAGGCGUUCAACCUCCCGUCUCAUCACCUCAUACCUCUUACGGAGCAGCCAGCGGCAGAGGUGACUCUUCGUCCAGUCAACAGUCAGCUGAACUGUUCACGUCUGGAGCUGCUUGACCUCAGUGUCACACCACGACCUUUCACCUCUGCCAUCACAGAUGCACUGUGGCCCUUUACGCCCGACAAACGCUGGAGACAGACUGUCUUCCACUGAGAGACAGACGGGUAGAGAGACAGACAGACCAUGCUCCAUAGACAAACAGACAAGUAUAGUCUUCUCCAUCCUUUGUCUUUGGCAGUGUCACAUUUCAGGCUCCUCCCCCUCAGAAAAGAACCUCUCUGUCCUUUUGGACUACGUAUCCCACAAUCCUAUGAGUCCACUUUUGCAAUGACAGAUGAUGUGAGCAGGUGUCUCAGGUGAAUAAGCACCUGUAGAAAAAAUCCAUUCACAGUGGCGUCACCCGGUCUGUUGACCUGCUGGUUGACCUCUUUGUGGGCGGAGCCUCAGAUGAAACUCCUCAUGAUUUAUUUUUUGUUUCAUUCUGAUAUUUGGACGUGAUCAUUAUUCACUGAGAUCUAUCUGCAGGUUUAUUUUGGGAUUAUUUUUGGUUUGUUUUGAAUGUUUUGUGUUUGUGAAUGAUGUCAUAAUUUAAAAAAAUACAUUCAUGUUUAAAGUUCAGACCUUAAUCAGGUCUUCAAGUUCAAACUUCAGAUUCUGGAGAAUCUCUGGACCAAAUGCUUAGGUGUCUACAGUGUCCUACAGAGGACAAACAACAUUCAAUAGUUUCUGGUCUAAUAUGAAAACAGGUCAUGUCGAUGUUUGUUCACUUGUUUAAAUUACUGUUAACCAAUCACAUUAAACACCUGAAAACUGAA
Messenger RNA from Labrus mixtus (cuckoo wrasse), 1990 nucleotides. It is a transcript of the gene mat2b, whose product is annotated as methionine adenosyltransferase 2 non-catalytic beta subunit methionine. The record is from RefSeq and is a predicted model, not a curated record. Gene Ontology annotation, cellular component: methionine adenosyltransferase complex. Gene Ontology annotation, biological process: S-adenosylmethionine biosynthetic process. Bases 321 to 1328 code for a protein of 335 amino acids. NCBI's taxonomy places the organism in Eukaryota, Metazoa, Chordata, Actinopteri, Labriformes, Labridae. The transcript has 8 exons. Gene Ontology annotation, molecular function: methionine adenosyltransferase regulator activity.